CGACACUGGCGAUUGCCGCACCUAUUAUUUCCACCCGGCGCCCUCUCCCGCACCCCGUGUCCACUGCACACCUCCACGCUCACUACUACCUACCUUAUCUUCCCGUACACUGCUCGCUGCACACUGCAUCCGCUUCAGACGUGAACAGCCUUCCAUUCUUGCCACAGCCAAUCGCCGCAACUUCCUCCACUGGCACGCCGCUGCCAUCCACGAUCGUGGCCCAUGGGAGCGGCAACUUUCAGCACACUCACUGCGGGACUGCGCCGGUGACACAGGAGCACUGUCGAGCGAUGGCUGGUCUUCCUAAUGGCUCCAGAUUUGAACAGGCCCAGGCGGUAAUACCACGCCCGGGCAUUUACUCGCAUCACAGCAAUUCCGUGCCCUCCACGCCACAUCAGAAGCCGCGCGACCUGGGACGAUUUCACUCCCGGUCGCCUUCACCACACCGGGGUCUUGCCAACCAGUCGCCACACUCGGUGGCUUCAGAAGCAGUGGACACCCAGAAAUCGAGCAGGGCCAACACGGGCGUGUGUGCGUUCGAAUCUGGAAGCGAGUUCCGGAAGCGACGCAUACCCUAUGUCGAUGGUGGCAACGAGGAAUUGGCUGCGCCCAAGAAGGAGCCGAAGAAGACGCUGAGUCCAGACGAGCAGAAGAAACUGACUGCCGAUAUGCUACAUCUCUACGACCAAUUACUACCCAACAUAGACAGCGAAGCGAGGCGUAAGAGACUGAUUGAGAAACUGGAACGGAUAUUGAAAGAGAAGUGGCCGGGGCAUGAUAUCCGUGUGAACGUAUUUGGAUCCUCGGGGAACCUCCUGAGCUCGAAAGACUCAGACGUGGACAUUUGCAUCACGACGGAGCUCAAGCAACUGCAGUCGAUGCACUCGUUGGCUGAGGUCUUGCACAAUAAUGGCAUGGUCAAAGUCGUUUGCCGACCGAAUGCCAAAGUGCCCAUCGUUAAGUGCUGGGAUCCUGAGCUUCGGUUAUCAGUUGAUCUGAAUGUCAACAACUCCCUCGCUCUUCAAAAUACACGUAUGAUCAAGACUUAUGUGCAGUUGGACAAGCGGGUACGACAAUUGGCCAAGAUCAUUAAGCACUGGACGAAAUGUCGGAUACUGAAUGAUGCGGCAUACGGUGGCACGAUCAGCUCGUAUACAUGGAUCUGCAUGAUCAUCAACUUUCUCCAAAGACGAAAUCCACCAAUCUUGCCAUCUCUGCAGAAAAUCUCGGAUUGCCGGACGACCCUAGAGUCGGGAGAAUUAUCGCCGUUCGCGGACGAUGUUGAUGCGAUCAAACGAAAGGGUCUAGGACCGGAGAACAAAGAAACGCUGGGCGAAUUGCUUUUUCAAUUUUUCCGACACUACGGCUACGAGUUUGAGUAUUCCAAAUACGUUGUUUGCGUGCGAGAAGGCCGGGCAGUAUCGAGAAAAGAGAAAGGCUGGGAUCCGAAGAUCAAUUACCAAGAUAAGGAGUCACGUGUGCGGCUAUGUGUUGAGGAGCCGUUCACCCAAGAUCGAAAUUUGGGCAAUUCCGCCGACGACUAUGCUUGGUAUGGCAUACAUCAAGAGAUCAGGCGUGCCUUUGAUCUCCUCGCAGAUGGCCUACAGCUACUGAAGUGCUGCGAGGAGUUUGUGUUUCCGCCGGAACCAAAGAGGGCCAUCUUCGAACGACCUACUCCGAAGCCGAAGCCGACCUUGACAAGGAGCGUAUCGCAGUCGAAUAGGACGAACCUGGAUCCAAGUGGUCGUUCUCGGAAGAGCAACAGACAGGGCUCUGGACAGAGAGCUGGAAAUCGUAGAGCAUCUAGUGGUGCAGCGUAUAGCCAUCAUCGCUCUGGGGUCCCAUUCAGUCCGCCUCUGGGCGCCAAUCCAAGUGACUACUUCCAGGUCAAAGGCGGUUUGCAUGAACAACUGUUUCAGCAAUACCAGUUUCUACAGGCGCAACAGGAUGCUCUGCGUCACCAGUUGGAAAGGCAACAGCACGUUGCCACGUCAGCGCGAGGCAGUGAUUUGGCCGGGUCUCCUCGACCAAGACAGUAUACGAACGGACUCGCGAGCCCGCGGUUUGCGGAUCACCCUCCGCAGUCUGCGCCUCUGCUGCCUGGUUAUCUCUACCACUAUCCUGCAGCACCUCGAUAUCCACCUCCGUCCAAUAUGUCGCAGGCUCGUCAACGAGACGGGGCGGAUACAAACCCAUCCUCGCCCUCCUUGGUAGCUGCCAUGCCAGCGAUACGCCGCAAUGGACAUCGAGGCAGUAUUCCAGACGCCUCGGCGAGCUCUGCCAGGUCGCAGUCUCAACCAGGACGCUCCUUGCCACACCCACUGACCCUGCAGCAACAUGUACAUCCUGGCUACGAUGUCUCGGGGGUGCUUAACAGUCAUCGUUCUGUUCCACAGAUGUAUGCUGGACAUCCUGGUCUAGCGCUACCGCUGAGUGCACAAUUCCCGGGUGUCCAUACUGCAGGUUUGACUCAGGAUAGCACCAUGCCCAAAGAGUAUGUUGGCUACUUCAGCUCUCCGCAACUUGGACCUCAGCAAUUUGCAAGCUCGAGCCAGUUACCGCCGCCAGCUAUGACUUUGAGAGAUCCACCGACGCGACAAAGAAGAGUGACGCCGGAUCUCGCGCCGCCUUUGAUCAACGGGCGGCAUAGCUCACGAUCGCCUUCUCCACUCAAUCAUCUGCGCGGUCUGUCACUGCAGGGAGACGUGGCUGUAGAGCCUCCGUUGUUCAUCGAAAGGCCUACCACAAAUGGACAGCAUUCCUCGGCGUCAACAUUGCCACCAACUCCCGUCACAACCUCGGAUCCUGUGUUAGUCAACGGAAGCACCGGUGGGCCAGUCAUCGUGAAUGGGUCCACACGAGCUCCUGCUCCCAAGUCUGCCGAACAGACGUUGACAAACGGAAUCGCAGGACCAGGCAUUCAACUGCAGAACGAAAUUCCAUUUGUGGCGCAACCGGAAGACCUGCCGAGAUUGCGGCCAGUGCAGGUCCGGACGAAUUUUGAGCAGUCGUCGAGCGACCUCAUGCCAGAAGGUGUGCCACCAACGCGGCAUUCCACGUCAGAUGUCCGGGCGAGCCUCUCGCCUAAUGGCACACACCUGAAUGGGCUAGAUGGCCACCACCACGAACUCAGCCCAGUAACGACGGCUAUGCUCUCCCCAGUGGCUGAGCUUCGUACCCCUUCUCCAACCCAUACAAGGGUUUUCGAACACGACUAUCCGAAAACGAAUGGGCUGCUCAAGACUGCAAAGGUUACUGAUGCUAAGCAAGUUUUGAACGAGAAUCAACAUUCCAAGGCCGGUGUGAAGGUGGAGCACGAGCGGAAAGGUAGCGCCCCUGUGCCCUCGGCUCCAGGCAAUGCUUCCAAGGGCAUGACCAUACAACCCAUUCCUCCUUAUGUGCCAUCACCCAAGAACGAGUGGCAGACAGCUUCCGGAGGCAAGAACAAGCACAAGAAGAACAAGUCGAUUGCGGGCGCCAGAGCUAAUGGUGUUGGUGCUCAGCCAUUUCCUCCAUUCGAUUUUGAACGAAAAGGUGGCUAGGGGGCAAGGAAUCUGCAAGGUCUUUACAAAUAUCACUGUGCAGCGGCGAAGCAGCAGAGGCAAGUCGGUCGUUGAAGACAGACGCGUGCUGGGCCGAUACCGACACAGCUCGUAUUGUAACAACACUGCUCCCGGUAGCACACUGUCGAGCCCGUUUCGGGUUCAUGGCUGGAUGUGGAGAAAAAGAGAGAUGGCGAAAGACGACGGCUCUGGAUGGAUAUGGAAAAAUAAACCUUGGCUUAGCAGGAAGCAGGUUGUGAUGAUUGCGUACAUUUGUAACAAAAAUGUUAAGCUCGUUUGGGAUUUUGGCGUGAAGAUUCGGCGUGAAGGGGUUAAACGCGGGCAUAUACGCGGAAAGGACGUCGCUGUUGCAUGCAUGAAGGACCGCAUGAGCCCUUUGACGAUUGUUUAGGGGAACAGGGUAGUGGCCACUCACUGUCAUAGGCGUCUGAGCGCAAAUCCUGUGUGUGUGUAGACAUAUCUUGACCGAUAGCCAGAGGCAGGCAAGAGCGAAAUUCAUUGUUUUGGUGAGACGACCUCAAGAAGGUCGUCUGAAAUUU
Sphaerulina musiva SO2202 is the source of this 4102-nucleotide messenger RNA. RefSeq lists its product as uncharacterized. The record is from RefSeq and is a predicted model, not a curated record. Bases 291 to 3542 code for a protein of 1083 amino acids. Gene Ontology annotation, biological process: RNA 3'-end processing. Lineage: Eukaryota; Fungi; Ascomycota; Dothideomycetes; Mycosphaerellales; Mycosphaerellaceae. Gene Ontology annotation, molecular function: nucleotidyltransferase activity. The transcript is spliced from 3 exons.